CAUUAUAUACUGUGGUGUAUUUUAAAGUGCGGUAGCAUUUAUUUGUUUGUGAACUUUCUAAAACUUCGUAAAAAUGAGUAUUUUAGCUUAUAAUGGUGGAGCUAUUGUAGCAAUGAAAGGCAAGAAUUGUGUGGCAAUAGCUGCUGAUCGUAGGUUUGGUAUACAAGCACAAACUAUAACAUGUGAUUUUCAGAAAAUCUUUGAAAUGGGAUCUCAUUUAUAUCUUAGUCUCCCCGGUCUUGCCACUGAUACUCAAACUGUAAUGGAAAAGUUAAGAUUUAGAUUAAAUCUCUAUGAAUUAAAGGAAAAUAGACAAAUACAACCUAAAACAUUUGCAUCAAUGGUAUCAAAUUUACUAUAUGAAAAGAGAUUUGGUCCUUAUUUUGUAGAGCCUAUCAUUGCUGGAUUAAGUCCUACCACUUAUGAACCAUUUAUUUGCAAUAUGGAUUUAAUAGGAUGUAUAAGUCCAUCAAAUGAUUUUGUAGUUGGAGGAACAUGUAGCGAACAAUUAUAUGGUAUGUGUGAAUCAAUUUAUGAACCAGAUAUGGAACCAGAUGAUCUUUUUGAAACAAUCAGUCAGGCAUUAGUAAAUGCAUGUGACAGAGAUGCAAUAUCUGGUUGGGGAGCUAUUGUUUACAUAGUAGAAAAAGAUAAGGUUACAACUAGGACUAUCAAAACCCGAAUGGAUUAAAAUACCUUUAAAAACAGG
Eufriesea mexicana is the source of this 709-nucleotide messenger RNA. It is a transcript of the gene Prosbeta3, whose product is annotated as proteasome subunit beta type-3. NCBI's taxonomy places the organism in Eukaryota, Metazoa, Arthropoda, Insecta, Hymenoptera, Apidae. The record is from RefSeq and is a predicted model, not a curated record. Gene Ontology annotation, cellular component: proteasome core complex, beta-subunit complex; proteasome core complex; cytoplasm. The transcript is spliced from 3 exons. Gene Ontology annotation, biological process: proteasome-mediated ubiquitin-dependent protein catabolic process. The coding region runs from base 74 to 691 and encodes 205 amino acids.